UGAUAAUCACUUGCUUACGCGGUGAAGAAGCCGCCGCGCGGAGCCCCCCGAAGUUUUGCCUGCCCAGGUGGCAUGUCGGUGUGGCGUUACAGCCACCCGGCCUAUGUGGCCCAGGAUCAGAAGGUGCAGACCAUGCAAGCUUAUCCUCAACAAGAUACCUUUCCUCAACAAGAUCCAGUGGAGGCGGUGCAAGUUGAGGCUGAUGGAGAGGACGUGGUUCCGAGCACCAGCGUCGGGGCCUGCAGCGAGGUGCGAUCACCCAUGGACUUCGGUGCCAAGGGCGAUGGGCACCAAGAUGAUUCAGAGUUUGUGAGGGAAGCCAUUUGGCACGGCAUCCGCUGCAAUACCACUGUGCUCAUUGGGCCCUGGAGGCGGAGCUUUCUGGUGAUGCCAAACGUCUUGGAGGUGACUGCUGAGAACCUGGUGAUCCUCUUCGAGGGCCAACUGGUCGGGCCCACGCUCGAGGCGUGGAACCCUCAGCAGGACACUUGGCCAAAAGGAUCCUGUGCCUAUGCUGAGGCGGACUGCCACAAAUCGGGUGGCCAAAGUCCAGAGUUCGCCCGAUCACAGUGGUCCUUGCUGUUCUUCCGGAACUGCCACAAUGUGACCUUGCUGGGUGCCCGCGGGCCGCAUGGGCACUUGGAAGGAGGCCUCCGCGCACAUGGGCCCAGCUUCUGGCGGGUUCGUAAUCAGCGGCCACAGGUGAGGGGCUACUGCUUGCUGAAGAUGGACUCCUGUGAGGGCAUGCGCAUCUCUGACCUUCACUUCCAUGACUCCCCCAUGUACCAGGUGGUGGUGGCCCGGAGUCAUGGGGUAGAGCUGGAAGGGCUCCGUAUCACCUUGUCGAACCAAGCUCUGGGCGACCAGGGCGCGCACAACACGGAUGGCAUCAACAUUCUCAACUCAUCACAGGUUUGGCUGCGCCAGAGCGUCAUUGAGAGCGGUGAUGACAAUGUGGUGGUGAAAGAGGGCUCCUCCGACAUCUACGGUGAGGGCUUGCAGCUCCGUCGGGGCAAAGGCGUGUCGAUUGGCAGCCUGGGCGAGCGCGAGUCUGAGGGCCAGGAGGUCACCAACGUGGCGUUCCACAACGUCUCGGCUGACCGGAGUGUGCAUGGAGUUCGCAUCAAGACUUGGAAGGGUGCUCGGGGCUUGGUUCAGAAUGCAAGCUUUCAACACUUCAAGACUGCAGAUGUGAUGAUAGGGAUCCUCAUCGAUCAGACCUACUGUCCUCCAUCGCAAAGGCCCGAAGGCUGUGCCAUGGAGGAUCCAGCCGCAGCCAUCCGCAUCCAGCAGGUGAGAUUUAGAGACUUCACUGGCACCUACCAGCAAGCUGAUCGCAAGGUUCUAUGCACUGCGUGCUCCGAUGUGAGUUACGAGCAGAUCGACUUGCGCCCCGCAGCGCCGCGGGGUUUGCAGCAUGGAAAUCGCUUUCGAUGAGUCGCGAGUCGCGAGUGAACAAGACUCGAGUGAACAGAUGGCAGAGGUUGGAUCUGGUAGGGACUGCC
This is a messenger RNA of Durusdinium trenchii, 1505 nucleotides long. Lineage: Eukaryota; Dinophyceae; Suessiales; Symbiodiniaceae. The record is from the annotation of a GenBank genome assembly.